AUGUCGGAAAAUAAAUAUAAUUUACGGCCUAAACGAAACUACGCGUCUCUGGAUAGAUUGUCGAGUUCAAGUAACGACGCCGACGAUGACAUAAAUGACAGAACACACGGCAGCCAUUUUGAGCAACGAGCAGAACAACAACAAACCCGAGAAGAAGCCUCAAGUUGCAACGACCACCAACCGUUCACCGGAUCCAUUGACCAAUCAGACAGCGUUGAUCAUUCGACUUUACCCGCCUUUGUUCCGCCCGAACUGCCUCUAGCCGAAACGUCACCGACAAAAAACACAAUUGUGCCGUCGUGCCGAAUGCAACCGGACUUAAACGACGUUCCCCGAACCUCGACAAAUGUGAUAUACGAUAUUGCAGACAGCCGUCGAACAGCUGAUAUAAUUCAAACACAGUCUCAGUCCGUUCAUAAUGUGAAUCACGAGCUCCUUACUCAUUCCGACACUUCAACUGAUGAAUUAAACGUCACAAAUCCUCCAGUACAGACACCCACAAUCGAUAUGAACAUGUUAGUUAACCUUAUGACCAACUUGAGUAAUAAGUUUGAACAAACCAGUGCUGAAUUAAAGUCAGAAAUAACUGCAGAAUUAAAGUCAGAAAUCCGUGAAACUAAAAACGAAAUCCGUGAAACUAAAUCAGAAAUCCAAGAAAUAACAAAACUGCAGAUUAAUCAAACUGAAGCUAAACUAAUUCAAACAUUUAACGAUAAAAUAAACGAAACCUACCAAGAAAUCCAAGCUUGUAGAAACGCAUUUGAAUCACAAAUACGUGAAACUAGAGAAAGUCAAAUUGAAAUAAAGUCAGAAAUAAAUGCCAUAAAAUUAACACAAAGUAUUUUAACUGAAGAAACAGCUAAACUAAAUGAUCGGCUAAUGUUAAAAAUUGAAGACUCUCAAAAUCAGUUGAAGCAAUUUGUUGUUAAUAGCAUAUCAAAACAACAAUCUAAUUCAGAAAUAGAGCAUAACAAAUUCCAAGAACAAAUAAUCUCAACAGUAAAAUCACAGUUAGAAGAACAUAAAUCUAAUUUUGAGCAGAAAAUAGAAGAAAUCACAGUUAAAACACAACUUGACAAUGAACGUAACUCAAAAAUAAAUUUAACUGCCCUACAAAAUGAAGUAUUGCCUAAAAUCACCCUACAAACUAGAUUAAUUGAAACACAACAGCUCGAAAUUCAAACUCUCAACCAAAAUUUAAUCAAAUGUGAGUCUGAAGUAAACAACUUAAAGCAAGCUAACCCAAUAAAUGGACAAGCAGGUGCGAUUCAAGUAAUCUGUAGCGGUAAUGAGAACAAUGAUCGUCAAUUGCCGAAAUUUAAUGGACGAAGCGGUAACCCAAUGGAAUAUCUGCGCAAACUUAAGCGAUAUUACGAGAGAGGGAUCGAAAGGAAUAUGAACUGCGAUCAAACCGAAUACCUUAAAGACCUAUUGGAAACGUCAUUUGAAGGACCCGCAUCCCGAUGGUUACAACUAAUCAGAUCAGACAUUCUUGAUUGGGACCAUUUUGUUAAGGAAUUUGAGUGCAAAUAUUGGAGUCAAGCCGUCCAAAGAGGAAUAAAAGCCAAGAUUGAGUCUGAAAAAUAUCGAGCUAAUGGAACCUUGAGCCGUACGGAAUAUUUAACAGAACGAGUACUUUUAUUGCAAUCCAUCUCCCCUAGUUUAAGUGAAGAGGAGAUCGUAUCAUUAUUGGCAGAGCGAUUCGAUCCAAUCAUCCAGGACAGUGUUAAUGUGCAAAAUAUCACCACAAUAAGAGCCAUGGAACGACUUCUACAGAAGGAUGACAUUCGAGACGGACCGAAGAAAGUUAAGAGCUACAACAACAGUCACCAGAACAGCAGACCGUCUAGCCCUAACAUACAGAACCAGCAACGUUAUCAUGAUCGAUUUACCAACCAACAAGCUUACGUGCCCAAGAUGAACCGCCAGAACUACCAACACAGCGAUAACCAUGCACAGAACAACCAACGUCAUUGGAAUCAACAAAAUUACCGAUACAACGGAAACAAUGGUAAUGAGUACCAACAGUACCAACGGGCACACCGAGACAACAAACCAUACCAGCGUGACCACUACCCGGACCGGAACUAUGGCCAAAACCACAAUUAUAAUUGGAAUCAUCCUACUAAGGAACAAAACCAAAUAUGUGCGAUGUUUAGACAAAAUCCCAACUUGUCUAUUGCCCCGACUGCUCCACCCAUGGAUCCACAAUUAAACAGCCACCAUUCAAGUUCUCGUUUUCCACAAUCUCCACAGAGGUCGGAAAACCACUCGUCGUUGUAG
Macrosteles quadrilineatus (aster leafhopper) is the source of this 2283-nucleotide messenger RNA. RefSeq lists its product as uncharacterized. The transcript has a single exon. Bases 1 to 2283 code for a protein of 760 amino acids. NCBI's taxonomy places the organism in Eukaryota, Metazoa, Arthropoda, Insecta, Hemiptera, Cicadellidae. The record is from RefSeq and is a predicted model, not a curated record.